UGCAUUCAUAUUUUCCUUAAAUGAAUUGCGUGUAACUAUUGGUGUGAUGUGGUUUGAGACUUGAUCACAGUAAAAUGGAAUCUGUCAAUUUGAUGAUCGUCUUCCUUUGUGCCAGUAAAUUGAGUAAUCCAUAAGCGUAAUGUGGAGUAUGAUUUCUGCACCAUUUCAGUCGAAAAUAUUAUGUAUAACUUGUUGAACCCAACUGAUACAGUACCAUCAAAAGCAAAUGGUGACACAUCGGCAGCUAAGAGCAUAAAGGCUCCAAAAAGACCUGCAACUACAAAAGCAUCGGCUGACAGUACAACGGCCAAAGUACCGAAAAAGUCAAAAGCCAAAGCAAACGAUGUCACACCAGACGAUAAGUCUAUUUCCGAUGCAAAUUCAAUUUACGAUUUUGUUGUAAAAGAUACGUUCGGUAAUGAUGUGCCAUUGGCAAAGUACAAAGGUCAAGUAUUGCUCAUUGUUAACAUUGCCGCACGUUGUGGAUAUACAAAGAAAAAUUACGAAGAAUUGGACGAAUUGCAGAAGAAGUACAAAAAUAAAGAUGUUAAAAUCUUGUCAUUCCCAUGCAAUCAAUUCGGUGGUCAAAUGCCACUGAUGGAUGGUGAUGAGAUGAUGGCACAUUUGGAAAAACGUGAUGUCAAUGUUGGUGAAGUUUUUCAAAAAUGUAACGUAAACGGCAAGGAUGCGGCACCAUUGUACGUAUUUUUAAGACAAAAACAAGGCGAUGGCAUUAAUGUCAAGUGGAAUUUUGUCAAAUUUUUGGUUGACAAAAAUGGUGAAGUGGUUGAACGUUUUAACUCGCCAACAUCACCACUUCAAAUUGCACCAAAAAUCGAUGAACUACUCGAAAAAUAGUUUACAUCGAUUGAAAAUGUCUCCGCCACACCAUCAUCACCAUUUUCUUUAUAUUCCAUGAAGUAUUUGAUAAAUGGAUUGAAUCCAACAAAAAAAAAUUGUUGUUUCUUUUUCACUCUUUUGUUUCAUUUAAAUUGUGAAUAAAGCGAACGUUUUUCACUAUUCAACAAAAUGA
Molecule: messenger RNA, 1033 nt
Organism: Contarinia nasturtii (swede midge)
Lineage: Eukaryota; Metazoa; Arthropoda; Insecta; Diptera; Cecidomyiidae
Product: probable phospholipid hydroperoxide glutathione peroxidase
Exons: 3
Coding region: 181-858 (225 amino acids)
Biological process (GO): response to oxidative stress
Molecular function (GO): glutathione peroxidase activity
Source: RefSeq, a predicted model, not a curated record